AUGGCCAGACAAAUCACUGAUACUGAAAUAAGACAACUUUUAGAAUUAGAUUUGAAUGAAAAUGAAAAUGAGGAUGUAGUUUUUGAUGAAAGUGGUGCCGAGUCGGACCACGUGAGUAUCCAACAUGAUUCAGAUGAUACCGAGAAAGAAGAGGAUGAACACCCUAUUGAACCAAAUAAUAGUGACAGCGAUAACAGUGAUGUUGAGAUGUCUCAGCCAUUGAGUAAUUUUGCUCGCAGAUCAAUUUACAAAGGUAAAGAUAACACAGUAUGGUACCGUAAUCCUCCGAGUUCUCGCGUCCGCACAAGAGCAGAAAAUAUUAUAACGGGAAUACCUGGAGUAAAACCUCAUGCAAAAAAUGCCCAACAAGAACUCGAUUGCUUCCAUCUGUUUGUCACCGAAAGUAUGCUAAGUGAAAUUCUAGAACAUACUAACAGUAAGAUUCGCAAUGUGAGGAAGGGUAUUAACAACACUUCGAAUGAAUAUGCCUAUUCAGACACCACAUUAAGUGAACUAAAAGCAGUUAUUGGAUUACUCUUCUUGGCUGGAUUAUUCAAAUCUGGAAGACAAAACCUAAAAGAUUUGUGGGCAAAUGACGGAACAGGCAUCGACAUAUUUCGAAUAACGAUGAGUUUGAGACGGUUUAUGUUCAUUGUUAAUUGUAUGAGAUUCGAUAACUUGGACACGCGUGAAGAAAGAUCAGCAAUUGAUAAGUUGGCACCUAUCAGAUAUUUGUUUGAAGAGUUUGUGAGAAUUUGCCAAGACGUCUAUGUUCCAUACGAAAAUUUAACAAUUGAUGAAGAGCUGGUAGCUUUUCGUGGUAGAUGUGGGUUUCGCCAGUACAUACCCAGCAAGCCAGCCAAGUAUGGAAUCAAAAUUAUAGCCCUUGUUGAUGCCCAAACGUACUAUUCUCUGAAAAUGGAGAUAUAUGCAGGAGAACAGCCAGAUGGUCCAUAUAAGGUAAGCAAUAAGCCCCAUGAUAUAGUUGAUCGUAUAGUACAGCCAAUCUCUCAAACAGGAAGAAACGUAACGAUGGACAACUGGUUUACGAGCCAUCCCACGUUUGAAUACCUACUGAAAAAUCAUAAAUUGACGGCUGUGGGAACAAUGAAGAGAAACAAAGCUUGUAUUCCACCAAAGUUUCAAGAAAAACGUGACGUGAACACCACACUUUUUGGGUUUCAAAAGGAUAUGACAAUUCUAUCGUAUAUUCCAAAACGAAAUAAGAAUGUUUUCAUGCUGUCGUCAUACCACCACGAUUGCGAGAUAGAUCUUGAAACAGGUGAUCAACAAAAACCUGCAAUUAUAACCUUCUACAACCAAACAAAAAGUGGCGUAGAUAACGUGGACAAACUGAUACGUACAUACGAUGUAUCUCGAAACUCGAAAAGAUGGCCACUGACAAUUUUUUUCUGGAUUCUCAACACCGCUGGAAUAAACGCGAAAAUUGUUCACAUGUUGAACAAUCCUGGUGCAAUUGCAAGUAGAAGACAAUUUAUAAAAAAAUUAGGCAUUGCAUUGACGGCUCCACAUCAGGCUGAACGACUUAAUAAUAUGCGUCUGUCAACUACCCUACGUAAGAGAAUUGGCUCUCAUAUAGGUGAACCCUCCGAGCCAACACCCAAAAGACCUGAUUCAUACAUAAAAAAGCGUUGCUAUUUAUGUCCGAGCAAAAAAGAUCGCAAGUCUAAGUACACUUGUGCCUCUUGCACAAGUCACAUUUGCCUGGAACACGCGAAUUUUAUAUGCGAAAAUUGUCGCACAAAUACUGAGUAG
Messenger RNA from Melitaea cinxia (Glanville fritillary), 1776 nucleotides. RefSeq names its product piggyBac transposable element-derived protein 4-like. The transcript has a single exon. Lineage: Eukaryota; Metazoa; Arthropoda; Insecta; Lepidoptera; Nymphalidae. The record is from RefSeq and is a predicted model, not a curated record. Bases 1 to 1776 code for a protein of 591 amino acids.